AUGCCGUUGAGAAUGGACAUUUGUGUUUGUAUUCCAAUGGUCCAUGACGAAUUGGAAGAUUUUGCAACGCCGGUAAGACAAGAUUUUGACAAUUUUGUGUACGAUAACAUUCAGUACAACAACGAAGAAAGUGAUUCAGAUGAAGAUGAAAUGGAUUACAAUUAUAAUGACGAAUAUUUUUAUUACUGA
Molecule: messenger RNA, 189 nt
Organism: Clunio marinus
Lineage: Eukaryota; Metazoa; Arthropoda; Insecta; Diptera; Chironomidae
Source: the annotation of a GenBank genome assembly